Messenger RNA from Thlaspi arvense, 561 nucleotides. The record is from the annotation of a GenBank genome assembly. NCBI's taxonomy places the organism in Eukaryota, Viridiplantae, Streptophyta, Magnoliopsida, Brassicales, Brassicaceae.
AUGGGGAAGAAUCAAGCUUACAAGGCUAUGCAGAGAUCUAGGGUCGGCUCCAGCUCGGCGCAGCCGGAGGAGGUUGAAGACGGAAUGGUGGAUGGUUCAUUUCAUACACCAGAGUGGCAUGCGGCUCGUUUGGCUAGUCUCAAGACUACACACACCAUCACAUGGGAAGAAUAUAAGAAGAAGCAAAAGGAAGAAGAAAUGAAGAAGGGAGAACUUGAAGCAGAUACGGAUAAACUGAUGCGUGAGUAUAGAGCUCAGCUGGAUGCAGAAAGGUCCUCGAAACUCUCCAAAGGAAGGAACUAUUCUAGUGAUAAGUCCCGAAAAGAUAAGAAAGACAGAGAUUCAAAGAAGAAGAAAAGCAAAAAGAGAAAGCAUUAUUCGUCCUCAGAGUCGUCAUCUAGUAGCGAUGAAGACGAAUCUAGAAGGUCAAGAUCAAGUUCUAAAAGAUCGAAGAAGGAGAAGAAGCACAAGUCCAGCAGAGAGAAACACUCUAGCAAAAGUAAAGACGAAACUGAUGGCCCUGUACCACUCUCUAGAUUCUUUGGCAAUCUGAAGAGCUGA